This is a messenger RNA of Drosophila serrata, 2579 nucleotides long. RefSeq names its product Centriolar coiled coil protein 110kDa (gene Cp110). Lineage: Eukaryota; Metazoa; Arthropoda; Insecta; Diptera; Drosophilidae. The record is from RefSeq and is a predicted model, not a curated record. Gene Ontology annotation, biological process: ciliary basal body organization; negative regulation of centriole elongation; regulation of cytokinesis. Gene Ontology annotation, cellular component: centriole.
ACGGCUGGCCAUGGUUGGCUUGCCAUCGCUAGCGCUCUCAUCUCUAAUGGCAACAGAAACAUAGGAAAAAAAUUGCAAACAACAUUUAAAAGUCCCUUUUUAUGUUUGAGUAGAUUUUAGUUUCAGUUUUGUUUUCCUACACACACAACACAUACCGAUAUAUAGACACAAAACAGCCAUACGAUCCCAGCGAUGGAGACAACGUGUCCAGCGAUGUCGGAGCUGCUGUCGUUGACGAUGACGAUGCAGGGCGAGGCUGGAGACAUCUGGCAGAGCAGCAACACCACUAGUAACAGCGUCCGCCCCGAUUUGGGUCAGACCUCGCUGUUCCGCCUGGACGGGCAGGUGAUUCUGCCGCCGCUGAUGACGAGCGCCAAGAAGCGGGAGGCACAACUGGCACGUCAGCGGGCCAAGCAGCUGGAGGAGCAGCGAAGUCGUAGCAGUCAAGGCAGUCGUAGCAGUCGUACCAGUCAAGGCAGUCACAGCAUGGCCAGCCCGCGAAGCGGUCUGUCUCAGACGCAGACCUACAUCUAUGACAGCACCAGGCAGGGUCAACAGCAGCAGCAGCAGCACCGGGGACGACCACAAACUCUGGGCUUCGAUGUGCCCACCAUUCAGGUAAACCCACCAACGCCGCUGAUGCAGACUCAAACGCCAACGUUGCCUCUGUCGCCGGAGCGCCGCCUGCAGCCAAACAAGAUCACAGAGCGGAUACAGCAGUUCGAGCAGAGCGGCAUCGGUGGCCAUAUAGGACAAAUCCUACGCUCCAGCACUAGUCCAGCGCUGGCCGAGCCACAUCUCAGCCCGCAGGGAAAGCCAGUAGCAAAGAACACGGUUAAGCUACCGCCGCCAGUGCAGGAGCCAGUGGCAUUGCAACGCUCCAGGAGCUUCACGCUGGAGCAGCCAUCGCCUGCGCUGGUGGAGAAUAUGCGAAGGCAAGGCUACAGUCCCAAUUUCCAGCGCGAGACCAUCGAGUCACAGGCCAAGCGUGUGGUGCGCCAGCCUAGUCCGCCCAAUCCCAACACUAGCACUUCCCUGAGCAGCCGAAAGGAUCAAGAGCGCGAGCGUGAAAUCGAGCGAAUGAUUGAGCUGGUAAUGAACAAAUACGGCCUGGUGGAGGCCAGAAGGCGUGGCUGGGUCCGUCAAUAUUUGCGCGGCCAUCGUGAGCCCAUGGAUCGUCUGAUGGAGUACCAGGAGGGAGAGCGUCGUCGCAUGCAGGCCGCCUUCGAGGAGCAGCAGCGCCAGCUCAUCGAGCAGCUGUGCGCCCAGCUGGAGAAUCCGGACAGGAGCAACAGCAGGCUUAGCGACAGUAGCAGUAACAGCAACAGCAGCACUAACUCGUCCGCCACAACAUGUUCGACCAGCCGCACCAUCACACUAAGCAUAACCUCGCCACGCAACUGCCCCGAACUUGAUGGAUUCCUUGCAGCGGACAUCGCUCCUCCAACUUCUGCGGCGCGCAAGUGCCUCUUUAGCCCGCACCCAACACCGUCUCUCGGCUAUGAGUCGGAGCCGCAACUUCUGGGCGAUAGCAGUACCGCGUCAAGCACGCCACGUUUAUUACCGCUGAGAAAUAGCAGUCUUACCAAUAGCAGGCGACAGGCAACAGGAGCAGCUGGUGCUGGUGGCGUUACCAAGAAAACAGCGCCAGGACGACGCAUCCAACCGAAGGUGUCCAGUCCUACAAAGUCAUUGCCAACGUCGAGACCAGGAACGGGAGCAUCUAAUGCUUCUGCAGCUGGUGCUGGUUCGGGUCGUAGAAAGAAUGUCACUGCUGUAGUCAGCCCAAAGAAGAACCUUCAGGGAGAGUCGUCACUCCGCCUGCCCAAAGCGAGUAGUCAUAAAAAUGUGAGUUUGUGUAUCAUAAAAACACAACCCGGCUGUACAAACAAAACAUUUCGAAUUAAUUUUCACAUUCAUUCCAAAUUCUUCGUUCAGAAACCGGAAAUUCCACAGGAACACGUACAAAAUCUAGAGCUGGAUCUAGACCAGGAGGAACGCGAGUGGGCAGCCACGCGAAUAAAUGCCGCCGUGAGGGGUUUCCUGCUGCGUCGUCUCUUUAAAACGGAACAAGUCCAGCGGAUUGUGCAAACCAUCCGGGAUACAUUGAUCUUUGUGUUGAAUCUGCACCUGGAGACUCGUGGCAAGGAUGUGGAGGCGGAGGAGCCCGGUAAUUUGCGCCUUAAGGCGCGACUUCUGCAGCAGCUUUACUCCGCCAGCCGCACUCUGCAUCUAAUCUUUUUCCAGACGAGCACCAAGGAGCGCAUGGAGAUUAUCUCCCGGGACCGCAAGCGAAAGAAGCUCCUCGCAUUGAGCCCCAAACGUCGUUGAUCGAAAUUACUAAGUAGGUUACGGCUUUAAUGAGGUUUACAAGCCUAGAAAAAAAGGAAAUUUAAGGAAACUAAAAAAAAGAGAGGUUAUAUUUAAGGAAAGACUUUUGGCCUUAUAGGGAUAAUGCUUUUCAACGGUGUCCGUCCUUUACUAUACAUUUUAUAUCAACACCUUGCUUUUAUAGAUCAAGUCAAGUUAUAGGACAAGGAAUCUAAAUUUUAGAAUUAAAAAUAAGAAGUAUUUUCACA